Molecule: messenger RNA, 845 nt
Organism: Haliotis rufescens (red abalone)
Lineage: Eukaryota; Metazoa; Mollusca; Gastropoda; Lepetellida; Haliotidae
Product: protein O-mannosyl-transferase 2-like
Exons: 7
Coding region: 208-804 (198 amino acids)
Biological process (GO): protein O-linked glycosylation via mannose
Cellular component (GO): endoplasmic reticulum
Molecular function (GO): dolichyl-phosphate-mannose-protein mannosyltransferase activity
Source: RefSeq, a predicted model, not a curated record
CGGAGGGCAUAAAACCGCACGUGCCCCGAGUCAUCCUGCCUGGUGUCUUAUCAGUCAAUCACAACGACGACGACAACAACAACAACAGCUUCAGCAUCCUAAUGCAGCCGUUUCGUAUUCAGGGCACAGAUAGAAAAAGUGCCAAAUGUAAGCUUUGAAGUCUACUCUUCGUCUUUCCUGGAGAAGUUCCUAGAAAGCCACGCAGUCAUGACACAGGGAAACAGUGGGCUGAAACCUAAAGAAGGGGAGAUAACUUCCAGACCCUGGCAGUGGCCAAUCAACUACAGGGGUCAGAUAUUUUCUGCCAAGAACCACCGUAUCUACCUCCUGGGCAAUCCUGUCAUCUUCUGGGGACUGCUUGUUAUCAAGGCCUUGUUCCUCGUGUUCUUCGUUAUACACAGGAUAAAGUUAAAGCGUGGUAUUCAAGUACCUGAGCCUAUCAAAGUGUACAAUGAGAAGAUGUUCCGGGCGUGCUGGUGGCUGCUGCUGGGCUGGGGGCUGCACUACCUGCCCUUCUGGGGCAUGGGCCGCGUCCUGUACUUCCACCACUACUUCCCCGCCUUCCUGUUCAGCGCCAUGUUCGGAGGUGUGAUGCUGGACUACCUCAUCACCCGAUUCUGUCUGACACUGCCGGAGAACUGGGCGGUGAAAGUAUUCCCCUGGCUGCUGGUGUUAAUCAUCUUUGUGCUGGUUGGCAGUUUCUACCUAUUCUACCCCCUGACGUUCGGCACAUCUGGUCCAAUGGCCAGUGAAGAAGGGUCCGUGAUGAGUGGCCUCAAGUGGAUGGACUCAUGGGACAUAUGAAAGAUGGUUGUGUGAUGUACGAAAGUUUCCUGAGUCCGAUU